Panicum virgatum (switchgrass) is the source of this 1727-nucleotide messenger RNA. Its product is annotated as cytochrome P450 89A9-like. Gene Ontology annotation, cellular component: membrane. Bases 132 to 1640 code for a protein of 502 amino acids. Lineage: Eukaryota; Viridiplantae; Streptophyta; Magnoliopsida; Poales; Poaceae. Gene Ontology annotation, molecular function: heme binding; iron ion binding; oxidoreductase activity, acting on paired donors, with incorporation or reduction of molecular oxygen, NAD(P)H as one donor, and incorporation of one atom of oxygen. The transcript has a single exon. The record is from RefSeq and is a predicted model, not a curated record.
CAAACCGUAAUUAAAGCUUUGGUUGACUAAUCAUGCGGUUCACCAGCAACAAGAUGCAGCCAUGAUUAAAAAGACUUGUGCCGCUAAAGCUUGCUUCAUCAGCAACAGGACGCCGGAGUUGCCCGACAGCAAUGGAGGACUCCACCAGGUCGCCGCUGGUGCUCCUCUUGGCCCUCCUCUCACUUGUUGCCGCCAUCCUCUUGUUGCUUCACCAUCGCCAUGCCCGCAAGAUGAAGAUGCCUCCGGGGCCGCCGGCGCUGGUCUUCCUCGCCAAGUUCCUGGCCCUCCGGCGAUCCAUCUUUGACCUUGCCCCACUCCUCCGGGACCUGCACGCGCGCCACGGCCCCGUCAUCUCCGUCCGCCUCUUCCGCACGCUCGUCUUCGUCGCCGACCGCCGCCUAGCGCACCGCGCCCUGGUGCAGAGCGGGGCCACCUUCGCCGACCGCCCGUGGCUCGUCGAGCCCGGCCGCCUCUUCACCGCCGGGGCGCGCGACAUCAGCACCUCCCCGUAUGGGCCCUACUGGCGUCUCGUCCGCCGCAACCUCGCCGCCGAGGCGCUGCACCCCGCCCGCGUCGGCCUCUACGCGCCGGCGAGGCGGCGGGCAAGGGACGCGAUCGUGCGCGACCUCCUCGCCGCGCGCGGCGGCGACGGGUCGAGGGCCGUGGAGGCGAGGCCGGUGUUCCGGCGCGCGCUGUUCGAGCUGCUCGUGUACAUGAGCCUCGGCGCCAGGCUGGGCGCGGAGGUGCUGGACGAGGUCCAGAAGAUGCAGCUGCAGAUCCUGCGCUCCAUCACCAGCUUCCCCGUCUUCUCCUUCUUCCCGGCCGUCACCAAGAGGCUCUUCCCCGGCCGCUGGGAGGCCUACGCGGCCGUGCGCCGGAGGCAGGACCAGAUCUUCCUCCCGCUCAUCCGCGCCAGGCGCACCGCCGAGGCCGCCGGUCCGCCGUGCUACGCGGACUCCCUCCUCGCGCUGCGCGUCGCCGACGAGGGCGACCGCGCGCUCACGGACGCCGAGCUGGUCAGCCUCUGUUCCGAAUUCCUCAGCGGCGGAACGGACUCGACGGUGACCCUGCUGGAGUGGAUCAUGGCCGAGCUGGUCAACCACCCAGACGCGCAGGCCAAGGUGUACGAGGAGGUCAGGUCCAAGCCGGAGCUCAACGAAGGCGACCUCCAGGAGAUGCCGUACCUCAAGGCCGUCGUGCUGGAGGGCCUGCGGCUACACCCGCCGGGCCACUUCCUCCUCCCGCACGGCGUGCGGAGCGACGCCGACAUCGGCGGCUACCGGGUGCCCAGGGGCGCGGAGGUCAACUUCCUGGUCGCCGAGUUCGGCCGCGACGGGGCGGCGUGGACGGCACCGCUGGAGUUCCGGCCGGAGCGGUUCCUGGACGGCGGCGAGGGCUGCGACGUGGACAUCACCGGGAGCAGGGAGAUCAAGAUGAUGCCUUUCGGCGCCGGGCGGCGGAUGUGCCCCGGCCACACGCUGGGUCUGCUGCACCUCGAGUUCUUCGUGGGGAGCCUGGUGAGGGAGCUGGAGUGGCUGCCGCCGGCGGAGGGGGAGGCCCUCGACAUGACCGAGGUGCUGGAUUUCACCACGGUUAUGAAGCAUCCGCUCCGAGCUCGCAUCAGACCCAGGAUUUCAUGAUGGAUGCUUUUUUUUUUUGACGGUCAACGGGGGAGGAGAACUCCCCACCUGAAUUCUAUUAUAUUGAUAAAGGUGUUAGCCCUAGAA